GUGUUUUUUGUCUUUCUGAUGUUGAUGACCAAGCGUGGUUUCACUCUUGUAUAGAUAUGUAGAAAGCAUGGCCCUGCCCGCAACCUCCACCGAUAGCACGCGGCCGCACCGCGGCGGUCCGCACUCCACCUCCAUCGCUCCGACCCAAGCCUGUAUCGCACUUCGCACCCAACAGGUGCUCCAUGCCCGUGCACAGAAGCGACUGGCGAACGAAAAACCGAAGGUGGACAACACGAAGGCGAAGAUGUACAUUCCCCUGAAGCGGCACAACUUCAACCUACACAAAAAGCAAGUUCUUUCCGCCCGGGCGAAAACGCUCCUGGAGGAUAAAGCGCAUGAAAACCUGUACUCUCUGCGGGGAAGCACGCCCCGAACAAGACUGGCGCAUAACGUGGAAAAACAGAAGACCGCUGAGCAUUUUUGGAAGCUCCUCAACGGAGAAGACGAGGAGGAAGAGGAUAGUGCUAACACCGGAGAACAUCAUGAUGAAAUUGCGGGAAUAUCAAAGGAGCCUCUGCUGCACGAAGAGAAAUUACCACCAAACAGCGGAGCAGGCGACACAGUAACAACGACCCCGAGAACCCCACCCUCCUCUUCCACCACUGCAACCCCGAGAAAAGUAGAGCAAUUAUUUUCGCAUUUUGACGUCGACGAGAGCAGUCGCAAGACCAUGCUGCAGGUGCGUGAAAAAGUGCAGCAGAU
Molecule: messenger RNA, 702 nt
Organism: Amoebophrya sp. A120
Lineage: Eukaryota; Dinophyceae; Syndiniales; Amoebophryaceae
Source: the annotation of a GenBank genome assembly